CGCCGCCGUUGUCGCUCGCUCGCGUCCGCCCGUCGCAGCGAAAUGCCCUCGUUCCUGACCCAAGACCACCCGACAGUCUUCCCCAGCGGCAACGGCUCCGUCAUCAACCUCGACCACCACUUCAGCGCAAAGGACCAGGCGAAUGAGGCUUCCAUAACCGACGCCCGGUCCUACGCCGUCCAUGAGCGCUUCGACGAGAGCUCGACACUGUCCACGCGCGACUCGGACCUUUCGGACUCGCCUGUGCCCUUGGGCGACCUCGACCAGUGGCACGACGACGCCAGCGCAAACGAGACACGUCCGACCAGCAUGAGCUCGCUCUCCAACGGCAAGAGCCUGCCCGGCGGCUACGGUGCUCACGACGUGGCCUUGGACGUGCACGAUGUCGACCGCGCCCUGACCAAUGGCGCCGCCGUCUCCCCUUGCCAGCGCUCGGCCGACCAAUCUCGCAUGCAGACGACGUCCGCCGGCCAGAACCAGAACCAGAGCCAGAACGACAACGACGAACACAAUCAGAACCGCAACUACAAGGCUCCGGGUCAGAGGAGCACCCACGACGGCGUCUCUGCCUCUGGCUCUCUGGGACGCCCGACGCCGCCCCCCACAGACACCGACUCGCACAGCCCGCCCCAGCCUUGGACGCCGUCCCUGACGCCUGCAUCGCCCAUGGCCUCCGACCCGGCCCUACCGCAGCAGUCCAACGGUAACGUUAACUUCAAUAGCAGCAGCGUCAACCCCCAGCGCUUCUCGUCUCCCGCUUCUUACCAGCCCAGCGGCUCCAACUCGGCACCCUCUCUAUCUGCACAUUUGCAACCCCCGGGGCCCGGCAUGGGCAUCAAACAGAGACACACGCUCGAGGUACCAAAGCCGCCGUCGGGUAGAAACUCGAGGGAACUCGACACCGCCCAGGCCAGCGGACGCUUCUCGCCCACCGUCGCCAGCCCUUCAGGCGGUCGUGCCGCCUCCUUCAGCCUGGCUCGCAGGACGACGAGAUCCAUGCAGUCAGACGCUCCCCGGGACGAGAUUGUGCACGACGAAGAUGCCCAGCGAUGGGCCGAAGUAUAUCGACAGAAGCGCGCCAGCAAGAAGAAGCGGAAGGAGGAGGAGGACGAUGACCGCGUUUUGGUGGGCACCAAGGUCGACGAGAGCCACGCCAACUGGGUAACGGCCUACAACAUGCUUACGGGCAUUCGUGUAUCUGUUUCGAGGACAAACGC
Molecule: messenger RNA, 1217 nt
Organism: Trichoderma citrinoviride
Lineage: Eukaryota; Fungi; Ascomycota; Sordariomycetes; Hypocreales; Hypocreaceae
Exons: 1
Source: RefSeq, a predicted model, not a curated record